Molecule: messenger RNA, 1842 nt
Organism: Tigriopus californicus
Lineage: Eukaryota; Metazoa; Arthropoda; Copepoda; Harpacticoida; Harpacticidae
Product: fumarate hydratase, mitochondrial-like
Exons: 6
Coding region: 178-1680 (500 amino acids)
Biological process (GO): fumarate metabolic process; tricarboxylic acid cycle; malate metabolic process
Cellular component (GO): mitochondrion; tricarboxylic acid cycle heteromeric enzyme complex
Molecular function (GO): fumarate hydratase activity
Source: RefSeq, a predicted model, not a curated record
AUUCCUAAUGGUCAGCUGUUCUGUCUCCCCCAUGAAGAUCUGUGAUCUCGCUGAGUGUUGUUUGCUGCCAUCACAGUUUCUCCGUUCGAGCUCUGAGGAACGUAAGGACCAGCUUCACAGGCCACAUCUCCCACACAUACCCGACUGUUUGGUUCGUUCGUCGAUCAAGUGUUCAAGAUGAAGACGAGUUUGUUGAAGAUUGGCGCUGCCAGGUCUUCCAUUGGACGAUCUCACUCCCUUUGGACCGGACAAUCCUGGAGAAUGAUGGCAUCAUCCUCAACGGGAGGAUUUCGAGUGGAACAAGACACCUUUGGUGAUCUCCAGGUGCCCAAUGAGAAAUAUUACGGUGCUCAGACCCUCCGAUCCGUGAUGAAUUUCCCCAUCGGUGAUCGAGCCUCGGAGCGGAUGCCCAUGCCGGUCAUCAAGGCCUUCGGUGUACUGAAGAAAGCCGCGGCUGAGGUCAACAAGGAGUUUGGAUUGGACCCCAAAGUGGCCGAUGCCAUUUCCCAAGCCGCCGAUGAGGUCAUCGAUGGCAGUCUCUACGAGGAUCACUUUCCUUUGGUCAUCUGGCAGACCGGCUCCGGAACUCAGAGUAAUAUGAACACCAACGAAGUGAUCGCCAAUCGGGCCAUUGAGAUCAUGGGUGGAGAAUUGGGCUCCAAGAAGCCGGUCCAUCCCAACGACCACGUGAACAAGUCUCAAAGCUCCAAUGACACUUAUCCUACGGCCAUGCACAUUGCCGUAGCCGUGGAAUUGCAAAAUGUGCUCGUGCCCGGUCUUCGAAAGCUUCACGAUGCCUUGGAUGCCAAGGCCCAAGAAUACGCGGAUAUCAUCAAGAUCGGUCGCACCCACACUCAGGAUGCCACGCCCCUCACUUUAGGUCAGGAAUUCAGUGGAUACGUGACGCAAGUCAAAUUUGCCAUUGACCGUAUUGAGGCCACCCUCCCUCGUCUCUAUAUGCUAGCGGCUGGUGGUACCGCCGUUGGCACUGGUCUGAACACCCGCAUCGGAUUUGCUGAGAAGGUGGCUGACAAAGUCUCUCAAAUCACCGGAUUGCCCUUCGUCACCGCUCCGAACAAAUUUGAAGCCCUAGCCGCUCACGACUCCAUGGUGGAAGUCUCGGGUGCUCUGAAUGUGAUCGCUUGCUCCAUCAUGAAGAUUGCCAAUGAUCUUCGUUUCCUGGCUUCUGGUCCCCGGUGCGGUUUGGGCGAGCUCUCGUUGCCCGAAAACGAGCCCGGCAGCUCGAUUAUGCCCGGCAAGGUCAAUCCUACUCAAUGUGAAGCCAUCACCAUGGUGGCUGCUCAAGUGAUGGGCAAUCACGUGGCCGUGACCGUGGGUGGUUCCAAUGGCCAUUUUGAAUUGAACGUGUUCAAGCCCAUGAUGGUGGCCAAUGUUCUGCGAUCCAUUCGACUUUUGGGAGAUGCAUCCGUCGCUUUCACGGACAAGUGUGUGACUGGCAUCGAAGCUAAUCGGGAUCGAAUUGACACGCUUCUGCACGAGUCCUUGAUGUUAGUCACGGCUUUAAAUCCUCACAUUGGUUAUGAUGCCGCGGCUAAGAUCGCCAAGACCGCCCAUAAGAACGGUACCACGCUCAAGGAGGAGGCCAUCAAAUUGGGUUAUCUGAACGAGGAACAAUUCAAGCAAUGGGUCAAGCCUGAGGAUAUGUUGGGCCCCAAAUAAUUGGAGCCUUUCUCUAGCCUUUUGCAGAGCAUUGUUGGGAAAGAAAAUAUAACCCGGAAGAAACAUACGUGAAGUUAAAAGCUUCAUAGCGAAGAAGCGUAAACUUGGCCCUCCAUGCUAACGGCCACUCAUCGAUUACCUGAAUAAAUAUGAUAUUGUCCA